AUGGACGCGUUGAACGCGGCGAGCAGGGCCAGAAGCACGCUCCGCGUGCCAGGCUUACUGUUUCCACUUCGCGACGCCGCAGUGGCCUCCCUGGCGGAUGCGCUGGGCGGCCUCGCGCGGGUUCGGGAGCUGACGGUGCAUCUCGCAAGCACGGGAGCCGGUGAGGCGGGCGCUCGAGGUGUCGCCGAUGCCUUAAGGAAGCUCCCGACAUUGGAGAAGUUGGUCGUGAAUUUGAGCGCCAACGAGCUUGGUGUCGAGGUCACGAGGGAGCUCCGCGUUUGCCUGGAGGCGAUGAAAGCGCCACAGCUGAGAGUGGAGAAUUGGAGGGCGCUCCCAAGGUAUCUCGAGCCUAUGGGGUCCACUCUUCUCUGGAAGUUAGCAAACAGCUUAUUCCACAGCUGA
Molecule: messenger RNA, 402 nt
Organism: Symbiodinium necroappetens
Lineage: Eukaryota; Dinophyceae; Suessiales; Symbiodiniaceae
Source: the annotation of a GenBank genome assembly